AUGCGUCCUUCCGCUAUCACCCUCUUCGCCCUUGCGGUGACGCCCAUCUCCGCCGUGGACAUCUCGCCUCGUGCGGGCACCUGCCCUGCUGUUUGGCAGACUAUCGCUGCCGAUCUCACGAAUCUCUUCCGAGGUUGCAACAAAGCAGCUCGCUCAGCCGUUCGCGCUGUGCUCCACGACUGCUUGCCUGAUGGCUGCAACGGCAGCUUGAUUCUUUCCCAGGAAGAAUGCUCACGAGUCGAGAACCUUGGACUGCAAGCGCUCUGCACGACACUCAACCAGAAGCGUAUUCAGUACCGUGUUGGUGCUGCUGACAUGGUGCAAUUUGCUGGUGCAAUGGCACUUUCAGCAUGCCCGCUCGGCCCCCAGGUUCAGGCGCUUGUGGGCAGAAAAGACAGCCCACAAGCUGCACCACGAAACGGCCUACCCAGGAGCUCGGAUACUGUCCAAAAGAUUCUGAGCAUGUUCGCGGCCAAGGGAUUCUCCCCUCAAGACGUGGUUGCGCUACUUGGAACACACAGCAUAGCGAUCCAGGUCCAAGAUGAUCCCUCGAGAGCUGGUGCAUCACUCGACUCGACGCCAGCUGUUUGCGACAUUAGGUAUUACGCAGAGACAAAGGCCGGAACUGCGCCUUAUUCUCUUCGGAGCGAUCGUCUCAUGUCCAGCGCGGCCGAGACUUAUAGAUCAUGGGCCGUCUUCGCAAAGUCGACCGCGCUAUGGGCCAAUGCUUUUACAAGUGCAUGGAACCGGUUCGCAGUCAUUGGCAACAACGUACAGACUCUCCAGGACUGCUCUCAUCUUGUCCCCAAGUCCAGGGUUCCCCGUGCCAGACAGGUGGCUCAUGCACAGAUGAUGGAAAAGUUGACCAAGAAGUUCAUAGAAAAGGAGCAUUAA
Messenger RNA from Bipolaris victoriae FI3, 894 nucleotides. RefSeq lists its product as hypothetical. The transcript has 2 exons. Gene Ontology annotation, biological process: response to oxidative stress. Gene Ontology annotation, molecular function: heme binding; peroxidase activity. Lineage: Eukaryota; Fungi; Ascomycota; Dothideomycetes; Pleosporales; Pleosporaceae. The coding region runs from base 1 to 894 and encodes 297 amino acids. The record is from RefSeq and is a predicted model, not a curated record.